This is a messenger RNA of Trichoplusia ni (cabbage looper), 2472 nucleotides long. RefSeq names its product succinate dehydrogenase [ubiquinone] flavoprotein subunit, mitochondrial-like. Bases 61 to 1980 code for a protein of 639 amino acids. Lineage: Eukaryota; Metazoa; Arthropoda; Insecta; Lepidoptera; Noctuidae. Gene Ontology annotation, molecular function: flavin adenine dinucleotide binding; electron transfer activity; succinate dehydrogenase (quinone) activity. The record is from RefSeq and is a predicted model, not a curated record. The transcript has 13 exons. Gene Ontology annotation, biological process: tricarboxylic acid cycle; mitochondrial electron transport, succinate to ubiquinone.
UUAUAAUUUAUUAUUAUAUUAAUUAAUUAAAUAAUUAUUUUAUAGUGUUAUUUAUAAACCAUGAUUGUAAUUGCAAAGAAAAUCGGCAGUUUAUUUUUCAAUAAAAUCGGCAAAAGGCUACCGUUAAAAUCUUCCUUUCGUCAUGGCUCCUACACGAUCCAGCACCAUCAGCACGACUGCGUGGUUAUCGGCGCGGGAGGAGCGGGGCUGCGUGUCUCAAAAGGCCUGGCUGAGAACAAGUUCUCCGUAGCCCUCAUUUCCAAGCUGUUCCCUACCAGGUCGCACACCAUUGCCGCUCAAGGCGGUAUGAACGCCGCUAUCGGAAGUAUGCAUGAUGAUGACUGGAAGUUUCACUUUUACGACACAGUCAAAGGAUCAGAUUGGCUUGGUGAUCAGGAUUCCAUCCACUAUUUGACCCGAGAAGCCCCAGGGUGUGUCAUAGAAUUGGAAAAUAUGGGCAUGCCGUUCUCAAGAACAAAAGAAGGAAAAAUAUACCAAAGGCCGUUUGGUGGUGGAACUAUUAACUUCGGAAAGAGUACUGCCAAGAGGACAUGUGCCGUUGCUGAUCGUACUGGCCAUGCCCUCCUUCACACGCUUUACGGCUAUUGCACGAAAUAUAAGAACAUCGACUUUUUCACCGAGUUCUUUGUGCUUGAUCUAAUAGUGCAGGAUGGUGAGGUAGUGGGAUGCCUUGCCAUAGACAUGGACGACGGAUGCCUCCACAGGUUCCAAGCUAGGAAUACAGUUAUAAGUACUGGAGGCUACCCAAGGAUGUAUUUCUCGUGUACUGCGGCCCACACGUGCACCGGCGACGGGUGUGCGAUGGCGGCGAGAGCAGGUGUUCCACUGCAAGACUUGGAGUUUAUACAGUUUCAUCCAACCGGCAUGUACGGAUCCGGCUGCUUAAUGACGGAAGGUGCCCGCGGAGAAGGCGGCUACCUCGUGAACAGUGAAGGCAAAAGGUUUAUGGAGAAAUACGCGCCCAAAGCUAAAGAUUUGGCCAGUCGUGACGUAGUAUCCAGAUCGAUGGCCACGGAAAUAAGACAAGGACGAGGAGUCGGACCGAAGAAGGAUCACGUGUACCUCCAACUCCACCACCUCAGUCCCGAGUUGAUCAAGGAUAAGCUUCCAGGGAUCUCGGAAUCUGCCUUCACCUUCACUGGCGCAGAUGUGUAUACGCAGCCCGUACCAGUACUGCCCACUGUGCAUUACACUAUGGGCGGCAUACCUAUUAACUACAGAGGAGAGGUUUUAGUUCACCAAGGAGGCAAGGACUGUAUUGUACCUGGACUUUAUGCUUGCGGUGAGGCUGUCAGCAAUGCUCAUGGAGCCAACAGAUUGGGUGCAAACUCACUCUUGGAUAUCGUCGUCUUCGGCAAAUCUAUCGCGGACACCAUCAGCGCCGACUUCAAGCCUGGCCAGAAGCAACCCACUUUGAAGGAUAACCUCUGCGAUGCCACGAUAGAUAAUUUAGAGAAGAUGAGGUGUGCCAAUGGUUGUGCUCCUCCACAUGAACUGAGAGAAGCCAUGAGGCACACAAUGCAGGCCAAGUGUGGAGUCUUCAGAGAUUCCAAACUAUUAGGCGAAGCCGACGUAGAAAUUCAGAAAUGGUUCCAAGCCUUCGCAGACAUCAGGGUAGUGGACAGACGCUUCAAUUGGAACACGGACUUGAUUGAGGUCCUGGAGUUGCAGAACAUGCUGCAGUUAGCUGUUCAGGUCGUGGCGUGCGCUAAGAAUAGAACUGAAAGCAGAGGGGCGCACUUCAGAGACGAUUGUCCGAAGAGGCUGGAUGAGUAUGACUACAGUAAGCCCGUAGAGGGACAGACGAAAAAACCGAUGACAGAACACUGGAGGAAGCACUCACUGUCCGUUGUAGAUCUAUGUACGGGGAAAGUAACGAUCACCUACAGGCCAGUGAUCGACAAGACCAUGGAUGACAGCGAGGUGAAAUGGAUCCCUCCUGUGCCGCGAGUGUAUUAAUUAUAAUAAUUGAUUUAAAGCGUUGCUAAAACGAAAGUCAAAGAAAGCGGCCUGAUAUUAACAUCAAUGGAUCUUGAUAUGGCUAGACAGUGAACUAAUCGUCGGCUGCUCUACUAGUGAUUCGAACAUUCGGUAUCAGCCUCCCCCACGGUGGCUUCAUUAAAUCUGUGUUUAAUCCGUCUUUCGUAAGAACCUGUAAAAACUGAAAAUAAUGUUAUACGGGUUCAAAUUUGACGAGAGAAUGAAGUUUUGUCAAGCGACUACCACUUUAUUUAACUUUACUACAUCCUUCACCCAUCUUAGCGUAGCUGACGCUUGGUUCACACCAAUCAUUCAAGGUCUAUUGAAAAACAUAGCUACAGUUUGGUGUAAAAACACUAUCUAUUUAAAAUGCAACGCUACCUCCCGGACUAAGAGUGAAUUGUUAGGUACUAUACGUUUAUUUAUUUAUAAAGAUUCUCAUAUUGUAGAAUAAAUAUUGGCUUUUUUCUA